AUGAUUGCUGUAUAUGGUAUUUCUUUCACGCACACGGAAUCACCUUCUAGCUCAACGAGCAGCGAUCGUUCUGUCAACUCUGGUGAACAGACGGAGUCACCUUCUAGUGCAACGAGCAGCGAUCGUUCUGUCAACUCUAGCGAACAGACGGGAUCACCUUCUAGCUCAACGAGCAGCGAUCGUUCUGUCAACUCUGGUGAACAGACGGAGUCACCUUCCAGUGCAACGAGCAGCGAUCGUUCUGUCAACUCUAGCGAACAGACGGGAUCACCUUCUAGCUCAACGAGCAGCGAUCGUUCUGUCAACUCUGGUGAACAGUCGGAGUCACCUUCCAGUGCAACGAGCAGCGAUCGUUCUGUCAACUCUAGCGAACAGACGGGAUCACCUUCUAGCUCAACGAGCAGCGAUCGUUCUGUCAACUCUGGUGAACAGACGGAGUCACCUUCUAGUGCAACGAGCAGCGAUCGUUCUGUCAACUCUAGCGAACUGACGGGAUCACCUUCUAGCUCAACGAGCAGCGAUCGUUCUGUCAACUCUGGUGAACAGACGGAGUCACCUUCUAGUGCAACGAGCAGCGAUCGUUCUGUCAACUCUAGGGAACUGACGGGAUCACCUUCUAGCUCAACGAGCAGCGAUCGUUCUGUCAACUCUGGUGAACAGACGGAGUCACCUUCUAGUGCAACGAGCAGCGAUCGUUCUGUCAACUCUAGGGAACUGACGGGAUCACCUUCUAGCUCAACGAGCAGCGAUCGUUCUGUCAACUCUGGUGAACAGACGGAGUCACCUUCUAGUGCAACGAGCAGCGAUCGUUCUGUCAACUCUAGGGAACUGACGGAGUCACCUUCUAGUGCAACGAGCAGCGAUCGUUCUGUCAACUCUAGCGAACUGACGGGAUCACCUUCUAGUUCAACGAGCAGCGAUCGUCUUGUCAACUCUGGCGAAGAGAAACGUUUUGUCAAGAACAGUCUUACGGUUGUAAUUACCGUCAUCCAUACAACGCAAACAUGA
Molecule: messenger RNA, 1008 nt
Organism: Pecten maximus
Lineage: Eukaryota; Metazoa; Mollusca; Bivalvia; Pectinida; Pectinidae
Exons: 18
Coding region: 1-1008 (335 amino acids)
Source: RefSeq, a predicted model, not a curated record